AUGACUCUAACAAAGGCCUUCCCACCGCCUCCCGGGCAGACUGUGCUGGCAGUGACAUUCAGCCUCAUCGCCUUCGCGGCUGCGAUUAUCGGAUUCAGGAUUUACCACCGAUUGAGGGUACAGAAGCAACGACUGGUUGCGAGCGACUAUUUUAUGAUCCUGGCUUUAUGUGGUGCCAUUACAUGCUCUGCUUUCGAUGUUAUCUUUUGGAUGCGCGAUGUCCUCCGACCACGAAUGAGCGUUGGAUUCGAGAAUUACAACCCGGGUGAGGAGCUUGUCGAGUACAUUUACAAGUUGUCUUGGGCUAGUGAAAUCCCCUUCUACGCGACCGUUUAUCUUUCCAAGGCGAUUCUAUUGGCCUUGUACUUCCAAAUCUUUCCCACCUUUAUGGGAAGUCGCCGCAGAGCGCUCUGGGCUACCGUGCUUUACUGCGGCUUGGCUUAUACAGUCACGUUGUGUAUGCAGCUCUUCUCUUGUAUGCCGCUUGAACGACACUGGGUUAUCACCCGACCUCUUACUCCUUGUGACUGGAGAUGGCAGGGCGUCGUCUUCCAGGUCUCAUGGGCGCUGGCCUUCCUGGGCAGUCUUCUCAUUCUUAUUCUACCAUUCAUGGUUAUACACGACCUUGACUUGACCAAGAGAGCCAAGACGUGCUUGUAUCUUGUAUCCUUGAUCGGUCUCCUUGAUAUCGCCAUUUCCCUCAUCCGUUUCCUCAACGUUGAGCUCGGUGACGGAAGCGAAUUCCGAUCCUUCAGCACAAUUGAACUUUGGAGUGCUCUCGACGUCAACAUCGGUCUCAUCACAGCCUGUCUCCCCGCCCUCCGUAUCCUUCUCGGCCGCACCAGAAGACCGGACAACUACACCUUCGACGAAGCCAAGACGGCUCGUUCCUCCCGCGCCAUGGAGCACCGGGAACUUGAAGAAGUUGAGGACUCAACCUACUUGGGUGUCAAGAAUAGUGCUGGCCCCUCACGCUCCAACCGAGCUUCCAUGUACAGCGAUAAUGGCGCUUUGACCCCUAUCAAGAUGCUCGAGCCCAAGCCUGAACCCAGAAGGGAGCGUAAGCCAAAGCCCCCUGGACCUGCUUGGAAGGACUACGAGGAGGAGGAUAGCGAUCUUGAGCUUGAGAACAUCAACGUUGAGGCUCUGAACAGAGACCAGGCCCAGUCGUACUGGUCGGUCCCUUAG
This is a messenger RNA of Fusarium coffeatum, 1188 nucleotides long. RefSeq lists its product as uncharacterized. Bases 1 to 1188 code for a protein of 395 amino acids. The transcript is spliced from 6 exons. NCBI's taxonomy places the organism in Eukaryota, Fungi, Ascomycota, Sordariomycetes, Hypocreales, Nectriaceae. The record is from RefSeq and is a predicted model, not a curated record.